CUCCCGUUCCGUUUCGAUUUCUGUGAUCAUAACUCACAGCCAAACCCUAAACCGAAAAACCAGCGAUGACGCGCAAGCCUAAACCCAAAAGCGGCAGCUCCUCUGCCUCGGCCACCGCUACUGCCUCCGCCUUCUUCAAACCUGGCACUAAGGUGGAAGUCAGUUCCGAGGAUGACGGCUUCCGCGGCUCCUGGUAUUCCGGCACCAUCAUUCGCCGAAUCGCUUCCGAUAGGUUCUUGGUCCAGUACGACAAUCUGAUGGCCGACGAUAAUAGUUCAGAGCAUCUCAGAGAACCCCUCGGUCUCCGCCACCUCCGGCCACUUCUUCCGACUGAGACCGCCCCUGAGUUCAAGUUUGGUGACGAAGUUGACGCCUACCACAAUGAUGGAUGGUGGGAGGGUCACAUAACCGAAGAAUUGGAAAACGAGAACUUUGCAGUGUAUUUCAGAGCAUCCAAGGAGCAAUUGGUGUUUCCCAAAGAUAAACUCAGGCUCCACCGUGAGUGGUUCAAUCAUGAAUGGGACCCACCGCUACAACCACCACCGCAACAGGAUAAAAGUGAAUUGGAUGAAGUGUCGUUGACACCCAUUGUGAAGUCUGUUGAAACUGUGAAGUCUGUUGAGACUGUGAAGGAGGAGGAGUAUAGGGUAGGGACUGCAGUUGAAGUUAGCAGUGACGAAGAUGGGUUCAGUGGGGCUUGGUUUGCUGCCACUAUUGUUGAGGCUAAGGGAAAGGACAAGUUUGUUGUUGAGUACCAGAGCCUUUUGGUUGAUGAUGAUUCCCAUCUUUUGAGAGAGGAGAUUGAUGUCAUGCACUUAAGGCCUCAACCGCCGGACACUGCUGCUCAAUUCAGUCUUCUUGAUGAAGUUGAUGCUCUCUACAAUGAUGGCUGGUGGGUUGGCGUGGUUUCUAAAGUUCUUGCUGAUUCUAGGUACAUAGUUUACUUCAGGUCUUCUAAGGAAGAGCUAGAGUUUCAGCACUCUCAGUUGAGGCUGCACCAGGACUGGAUUGGUGGCAAAUGGGUCAUGCCCUGUAAGGCGUUGAAGUUGUGAAUGCUGAAGAUAGCAAGAGGUAGAAGAAAAAACCAUUUUGUGAAGUCACUCUAUAGAACUUGGUAGUUCGUAUGAAUCAAAACUUUUAACUCGUCUCGCCCAUUUUAGAUUCCGGAUUAUUUAGUUUUAGCUUUAGACGUUGACCUUGACAAUUUUUGGAUUAGUAUACCAAGUACAGUAUUGCAACACCUUUUCUUUUCCGGCAAUAUGGUUUGCUAUGCCUACCACAUCAUUUUAAUCUAUAAUAUAUUAUUAUAUAUAACUGCAAUAAUGGUAAUAUCUCUUUUUGGUUUUA
Cajanus cajan (pigeon pea) is the source of this 1347-nucleotide messenger RNA. Its product is annotated as agenet domain-containing protein. NCBI's taxonomy places the organism in Eukaryota, Viridiplantae, Streptophyta, Magnoliopsida, Fabales, Fabaceae. The record is from RefSeq and is a predicted model, not a curated record.